AUAAAAUAAAAAUCCCAGCGGCAAGCGAUGACUGUUUUACGUAGAACCGCUCUCAGACUGUAAGGCGGGAACAAAAUCCAAUUUCCCUCCAUAAAUCUCUUUCCUCUCUCCAGAUAACGUUUUAUUUUACACUUUCACUCUCCCACGCUGGCGAUGAAAAAAAGUCCUAAACUAUAACAACCGAAAGAUUUAAGAAAACCCUAAUUGUGCGAAAUUAUAGAAUGGAUCGAUUAGCUGAAGAAGGCAAGCUUGAGUCUGGAAGAAGGAACGUUCGGCGGCGGUUCGUUCAGUCGACUCUGUUUCCGCAGAAAUCACCCAAACAAGAAUGUGACGGCGGAGAUCAGAUUGCCUACAAGGAAUGUGAUGUAGAGGGUGAUAAUGAAGAUGAUCAGGAAUUCUGUUGUAGUAGUCAGGGCAAGAAGAGUAGAAAGCGAAAGGGAAAGGCAACGCCUCCAGCGACUAAAUCUUCUAAAAAGAUGAAAGGUAAGUCUCCAAACAGCUCUACGCCGAAGAAAAACGGGGUUCGUAGUGGGAAAGUAUUAAACAAUGUCAUGGAGAGUGAGGAGCCAUCUCCUCCCGUCCCUAAUUUAAGACUAGAAGCUAAAUUGACUGCUGAGGAAAAUUUGCGGAUUUUUGCUGGAAAGCAGAUACAUCCUUUUUUUGCUGUAAGGACAGGAAAGAAAAAUCUGGAGAUGACCGAAGUAGACAGUAAUUGUUGUUCAAUUGAAAGAAAAGAUAAAAACCUUAAUAUUGGUCCUAUUCAUGUAUUUGAAAGGAGUCAGGAUGAAUUUGUGUCUAUUAAUUGGGGAAAUUGGACCUUUUGUGAGAAAACAUCUACCGGUGGAAGUUGUUAUAUGGAGGGCACAAUCUCCACUGUGUUUGAAAGCUCUGUUGAGUCCUUAAAUUUAGAAAAGCUUCCCCAUGAUUCACAUCCCGGAGAUGAAUCUCUUCUUCAAGACAGGAUAUUGUUGGAUCAAUGUUUUGUUCAAGGAGAACAUGUGGUUGAAACAUCACCAAAAGUCUCAGUCAUGUUAGUUGAUGAGCAGGAGGCAUGCUGUCAGAUCUUGAAUGGAUCAGAUGCGCAGGACCAUCAGCUGGAUGAAACUAGAUUACCUGGAAAUGCUCCUUCUGUUAGAAAAUCUGAUGUGGAAGAGAAAUUUAUAUUUCCUCAAGAAAGGUUAAUGUCAUGCUAUAAUGGUUGCGGUAGUCAGCUGAAGGAUAGCCUAUGGAUAGACAAAUACCGUCCGAAAAAUGCCAUGGAGGUGUGUGGAAAUAAUGAAUCAGUAAAGUUUAUAAGUGACUGGCUGCAAUUUUGGCAUGAAAGAGAAUUUCGGGUCAUCAAAGAUUCCUCUGGUAGUGACAAAUGCAGUUCGCAAGGUGAUUAUGCAAUUGAGUCUGAUUCAGAAAAUAUAGAUGAAGAUGGCUUGAAGAAUGUUCUUCUAGUUACAGGGCCUGUUGGGAGUGGGAAAUCUGCAGCUAUUCACGCUUGUGCAAUUGAGAAAGGAUUUAAAGUUCUAGAGAACAAUGCAUCGGAUUGUCGAUUAGGAGCUGUUGUGAAGCAGAAAUUUGGAGAAGCUUUAGAAUCGCAUUGCCUGAACAGGUCAAUGGGAAAUCCUCUGGAUUUGCAGAAUAAGAAUACCAUGGAAUCUACCAAAGUUCUGUGCAAUGGUGAAGCACUGCAGCAAGUUGAUGAUGAGAUGAUCAAAGUGUUUCGCACAUCAGAUAAAGAAAAUUCUCAUGACGUCUUGGGAAUGUCAGAGAAGUAUGUCUGCAAAGAGAAAACUAUCUAUGAUAGAGCAGAUGUCAAACCCUUGAUUCUUUUUGAGGAUGUGGAUAUUGUUUUUGCUGAAGACCGUGGUUUCAUAUCUGCCAUUAAACAAAUUGCGGAAAAAGCUAAGGGGCCUGUAAUACUGACUAGCAAUAGUAACGAUGUCGUUUUGCCAGACAAUUUGAACAGGUUUGAAAUAUCUUUCACCAUGCCAUCACCAAAAGAUCUGCUUUCCCAUUUGUUUAAGAUCUGUGCUGCUGAGAAAGUGGACAUUGAACGUCAUUUACUAGAGCAGUUGAUUGGAUAUUGUGAUACAGAUAUCCGGAAAACCAUUAUGCAUCUUCAGUUCUGGUACCAGAAUAAAAGAUCUAGAAAAGAUAAAAGAAUGCGGAAUGUGUGUUGUCCACUACUAUUUGAUGCUGAGGCUGGUCAUCAAUUGCUUCCGAAGAUAAUCCCUUGGGAUUUCCCAUCUAGGCUAUCUGAACUGGUUGAGAAGCAGAUCUCCAAGUCACUAUCCUUGAUGGAAGAAAAUGCUGUCUUGAGGGAGCUAGCAGAGGGGGGACACAAGGAAAUGCUAAGUAGGCAAGAUAUGCAUAAUAUUAAAACAGACAGCAUAGAGGCCAAGAAGGAAGCAAUGUUAAGCUUGAAUUGCUCUGUUCUCACUAACAAUGAAUUUGGAGAUCCUCUGAAUACUGCUUGCGGGCUUUCCAGUUUCCCUGGUGCCCCAGUCUCAUUUGCUCGGCGAGACAUUAGGAGAAGAGUCAAUGUAGUUACAUCUUCUGAUUCUGAAGAUAAUCUCUCCCUUGGUAUAUGUCCUCCAAUGGCAGAGGAGAGUACUAACAAAGAAAUAUACCCUGAAGAUUAUGGUAGUUUUCAAAUUUCAAAUACACAUAACUACGUAAAACCAACUGACAAGCUGCUCCAUUCUGAAGCAGGAAACAUUGAGGAAAAGCAUUAUCAAUGUUCAGAAAUAUCAAACAGCUAUAUUAAUGGUACAUGCAAAUUAGUUGAUGUAUCAUGUGUCCCAGAAUCAACGUUUGUUCCAGAAACUGAAACUGGAGUAGAGUUAUCCGGGACAGUGUGUAGUGUGAUGUUGCGGAAACUGUAGAAUUCUGUUGGAAAUGGGUUCGAUCUUAACCUUGUGCCUGUUGAAGCUUAUGAUGAAUCUCCAGUCAGAUUACAUGAUUUUUCAGAUAUAUUGGGAAAUAUUUGUGAUGUUGCAGAACCAUCUCAAGGAGAAGAUGUGGAAGAUUCCCAAAACAAACACGGGGAGGCUGUGUCAAGAGGGUAUCAAGUUUUGGAUGAGUGUAGCCGCAUAGAUCUUGAAAAGAGAUCUGAUCCCGUGGAGAAGAUUAGGUGCUGUGUGGCAGUUGAUUUAGUGAAAGAAUCAUGGUAUAGACUUCGUCAAAGUAAAACAGACCUAAAACAGUACGUCACCUCAGAAAAGACAGAUGCUUUUCAAAUAGUAAAACUUGCUAAUGGGAUGUGCAAACUAAUUUCUGAUUCUGACCUGUUACUUUCAAAGUGCCAAACUCUAGAUUUUUUGGAACUGUCAAAGUUUCCUUGUGAGGAAUCAGAUCCAUACAGCUGGCGUGAUGAACACUCACAGAUGACUUCCACAAUAGCACAGCAUGGAUUUCACUUUACUGCAAAAAGUGUUUCAACUGUAGUAUCAAAUCUAGCCACAAAUAGAAUGAAGGAUUUGAGUUGGGAAAUGUUUUCUUGCACAACUGAUAUGAAGACAUCCAGUAAAUUACUCAGGUGGGGUGAUGAAGUGGGUAGGGCAUUACGUUUUGGUUGUGGUUUAGAGACAAACCCACACGAAAGUAAAGCAUUGUUAGAAAGUGAGGUGAAGUCAAGUCUUUUCAAUACAAUUAAGUCCGUUGUUCCCAAGAAAUCUUACUUAGCACUGAAAGGUAAUGCAUUUCAUGAAUAUCUUUCUUCAUUGGGCUGCAUUUCAAGAUCAGAAACUUCCCGUUUAUCAGAACUCACGAGCAAGACUAAGAGACGGAGGGCUCGAGGUGCUCGGCAUUACUUGAGUAGUGGUGCAUUAACGUUAUCUCCAGAAGAUAUUUCACUACUGGGUCAAUCUUAUACGGGAAGAAUGGAUCCCAAUUAAAGGGAUGAUGGUAGUUUCAGAUAGAGAAUAAUGAAGCUAAUCUAACGGAAUCGACUCACUAACCUUUCAAAUUUUAGUGUGAUUUAGUUGGUGCGGCCAAAUAUCCACCGGGGAGAAAAGAGAGCUGCACAGACCUCUAUUCAUUGUAUAGCAACAGUUACAGGGUUCUCCUUGCAUUGAUAACAGUAUUUAAAGCAAACUGAUAUUCAAAUAAAAGGCAUUUGAUUCCAUUUAACCUCACCGAGGAUCCGGGUAGAGACCAUAACACAUACUGGAGUUUGAGGACUCAGCAAAUUGCUCCCAAUUCCAGUUGAACUUAAGCUGAAUUUUCCCUUAUUUGUUCUAGUUAGUCUAAAAUGCAACAGUUACUAUCUUCUGACCCAUUUAGUAAAAAGGGAUGGGUAAAGAGGAGCUAUAUUGAAAACUCUUUUUGUCUUUUUAUUAAUUCUAAUCAUGUUUAUAUUCAAA
This is a messenger RNA of Mangifera indica (mango), 4355 nucleotides long. RefSeq lists its product as uncharacterized. The record is from RefSeq and is a predicted model, not a curated record. Lineage: Eukaryota; Viridiplantae; Streptophyta; Magnoliopsida; Sapindales; Anacardiaceae. Gene Ontology annotation, biological process: mitotic DNA replication checkpoint signaling; DNA damage checkpoint signaling; DNA repair. Gene Ontology annotation, molecular function: chromatin binding.